GUCUUAGGAGGAGAGGAGGUUUUCUAUGAACAGAUGCUUACUUUUCAACAAUAUUCAGGCUACUUGUGGUUUGAGUUUUUUGGGCUUUUCAGGGGCCUGCUUUUACGUGGUGCAACAAGCGAAAAGGUCUUGCAAGGGUUCAGGAACACGUAUCCAUGUUCCGCCGCGCCGGGUAUACUGAGUAUAGGUAGCGGCGGUCAACACGAGGCGAUCCACACGUACCCUCAUGCCGGUGGUCCACACGUUGGUCAUGCCUCCAUCCCUCUCGUACCGGUGGUCAAUACGAGGUGCUCCCUACUAGAGGUCUAUUGUCCCUCUCGCCUCUCUUGGGCCACUCUUUCUCCGGCAAGUGCCCGUGGGUGCGCCUCCUUCCCUGGCUGA
Messenger RNA from Striga asiatica, 381 nucleotides. Lineage: Eukaryota; Viridiplantae; Streptophyta; Magnoliopsida; Lamiales; Orobanchaceae. The record is from the annotation of a GenBank genome assembly.